Ictidomys tridecemlineatus (thirteen-lined ground squirrel) is the source of this 1131-nucleotide messenger RNA. NCBI's taxonomy places the organism in Eukaryota, Metazoa, Chordata, Mammalia, Rodentia, Sciuridae. The record is from RefSeq and is a predicted model, not a curated record.
AUGGUCUGGAAUAAACAGGCUACAGGUGGCUCUGCCUGCGAGAUCCGAGCCCUUGUCCGGGUUCUCCUUGUCUCCCGCGGCCUCUCAGCCACGGGCUCCGUCUGGGCAGCCCUGCUGGUCCGAGCAGGUCUGCAAGGAGCGCUUUUCAUUUGGCUGCUGCAGGGCGACCCCGGGGACCACAGAAAGGACGGGGACACGGAGCAGCAUAAGAACACUGAUAUUGCAGCUCCGGGAAGCCAUCAGGGUGCUGGCAGGGGUGGAUUGAGCCCCGCACCUUACAAGCAGGAGGUCAUCAAACCAGAGCAUCUUCAAGAAAGCAAUGGACAUUUGAUUUCUGAGAACAAAGGUCUUGGUAACCUACAAGAAGCAUCACAGAGACUACAGAAUCCUUCCGGAGAAUACUGGGACACUGCAAGACAGCAUGCUCCUGCUAGACAGAUACCAGACACACAGUCUCUAGCUACAUCUGAGACGGCUAACUCCAGGGGUUACUCUCAAGUUUCAAGAAAAAAAAGCCUUGAAUCUCACAUAGGAGAAUGGAGAUUCCAAAAAGAACAUGACACACCCGCUAAAGCAGCUACAUGGUUUGCAGAGGAGUUGCCUUCUAGCAACCUGCUCGUGGUCAGAGCUACAGAAGUGAGUCUUGCAGUUGGACAGCAGGACCUCACUGAGCAUGAGGACUGGGAAAUGGUGUCUAGGCACUCAUCUUGGGGAGAUGUGGGUUUGGGUGGCAGUCUUGAGGCCUCAAUGGACAGUGGCAGAAGCACUCUUGUGGAGGCAAGAGGUUGGGAAGUGAGUGGGAAAACAAAAAAGGUCACAAGAAUGGCUUCAGAGUCUCAGCCAGUUAAUAUCAGGUUUCAGGUGCAUUACGUCACAGGCACUGAUAGGCAAUUCAUUGCAAUAACUGGAGACCAUGAGAAUCUUGGGAGAUGGAACACUUACAUCCCACUCCACUAUCACCAGGAUGGGUUUUGGUCUCAUUCUGUUUUCCUGCCAGCAGAUACAGUGGUGGAGUGGAAGUUGGUAUUGGUAGAGAAUGGGGGAGUUACUCGCUGGGAAGAAUGUAGCAAUAGACUCUUAGAGACUGGUCACUAGGAUAAAGUGGUUGAGGGCUUGUGGGGGAUUCACUGA